Anoplopoma fimbria (sablefish) is the source of this 4411-nucleotide messenger RNA. It is a transcript of the gene dsg2.1, whose product is annotated as desmoglein 2, tandem duplicate 1. Bases 57 to 3533 code for a protein of 1158 amino acids. Gene Ontology annotation, molecular function: calcium ion binding. Lineage: Eukaryota; Metazoa; Chordata; Actinopteri; Perciformes; Anoplopomatidae. The record is from RefSeq and is a predicted model, not a curated record. Gene Ontology annotation, cellular component: plasma membrane; desmosome. The transcript is spliced from 14 exons. Gene Ontology annotation, biological process: homophilic cell-cell adhesion.
UAACCAGCGCCACCAGGACUCUAGAGAUUCACUUGUUACGGAUACCGGGAGCAGCCAUGAUUCGGACUUCUUCGCCUUUGUUUGUCCUCAUACUAUUAACGGCUGUUAUCGCGGUGAUUGCUUACUCUGGAGACAAUCUGGUAAGAAAUAGAAGAGAAUGGAUUCUCCCUCCAAAGCCGCUAAUCGAACAUGAAGACUACACUGACAAGGAGUUUAUUGCCAAGAUUCGGUCAGAUGUUGCAACAUCGAAAAAGAUUGAAUACUCCCUCACUGGCAUUGGUGCGGAUCAGAAGCCCUUCCAUGUGUUUGUAGUCGACCCUGAAACAGGAUUUAUUAAGGUGACCCAAAAGCUCGACAGGGAGAUAAUCGACACGUACAAUCUGUCAGGUGUUGCUAGGUUUGUUAAUGGCGAAGAGGCAGAGAAAAAAAUUGACAUACGGAUCAAGGUCGUGGAUAUCAACGACAACGCGCCUGUGUUUGGAAAAAUAGAGCCCGGGAAGGUGAAAGAGCUCAGUCCCCAAGGGACUUCAGUUAUGAAAAUAACUGCAACCGACGCUGACGAACCAGGGAACAAGAACUCACAGAUGGCAUAUUCCAUCCUAGAACAGAACCCAUCUACUGGCAUGUUCUCCAUCGACAGAGAUGGGACCAUCCGCGUAAACAAACCUAACCUGGACAGAGAGUCGGUCGAUCAGUACACUCUGAAGGUAAAAGCUCAAGACCUAAAUGGCGAACCAGGGGGAAAAAGUGACACCAGCACGGUUACCAUUAAUAUCGAAGAUGUGAACGACAACAAGCCCUCUCUGGAACAAUCGGAGGGUGAGGGCAACAUUGAUGAGAACACAGAGAAUGUGGAGGUGAUGAGGUUCAAAGCAGUGGACCUGGACCUGGAGGGCUCAGAAAACUGGGAUUCUGAGUUUGAGAUUGUCAGCGGCAACGAGAUGGAGUACUUCAGCAUUAUAAAAGACCAUAAGACUAACGAGGGCAUCCUGAUGCUCAACAAGAAAGUGGAUUACGAGAAUACGAAGCACCUUGACCUGGGAAUAUCUGUGAAGAACAAGGCUGCAUAUCAUUUUGGAGGUUCCGGAGGUGAUAGUGCCAAUGUAGGAUUUGGAGGAGGAGGAGGAGGAGGAGGAGGAGGAGGAGGAGGAGGAGGGGGGGAGGGGAGGAGGAGGAGGAGGAGGAGGGGGGGAACAGGAGGAGGAGGAGGAGGGAUGACUGGUGCCAAUCUAGGAAGCGGCAGUUAUGAUAUUAAAACCGUCAGAAUCAAUGUGAAAAACCAGCUCGAGGGUGCAAGUUUCCUCCCCAAAGUGAAAGCCAUUCCCAUCUCAGAGGGCGGCAGCUCCUUCAACGUGAAUGAUGUGAUUGGCAGCUACCAGGCCACAGAUAUCGACACGGGGAAACCGGCCGAUAAUGUCAGGUAUGUCAAGGGCUCGGACCCUGACAACUGGCUGACCAUCGACCCAAAGACAGCUGAGAUCAAACUGAACAAGAUACCUGAUAGAGAAUCUCCGUUCCUGGUCAAUGGGACAUACAUAGCUCAAGUGCUCUCCAUCACAGACGACAUGCCUGCUCAAACAGCCACUGGCACAAUAGCCAUCCAGGUGCAGGAUUUUAAUGACAACUGCCCCAAACUGACCAGCAGCUUGAGGACCAUCUGUGCCCCAUCUAAUGCAGCUAUUGUGAACGCUAGAGAUGACGAUGCAUCCCCAAACGGGGCUCCGUUUGACUUUAUCAUCAUCCCAGAGGAAACUCAGGGCAAAUGGAACGUGGAGCAUUUCAAUGAAACUGCAGCUCUCCUGAGGGCCGAGGGGACCUUAUGGCCUGGCUCCUACGAGGUGACCCUUUUGGUGAAGGACCAGCAGGGAGUAGCCUGUCCAGAUAAACAGAAGGCGAAGAUCCAAGUUUGUACCUGCGAGGACGGGUUGGUGUGUGGGAAACGAGGCGCCGGCGGGCAGCCCAACAGGGCUGUUGAGUUUGGACCUGCAGGCAUCGGACUGCUUUUCCUGGGCCUGCUGCUGUUACUGCUCCCCCUUCUGUUGCUGUUCUUCUGCAAAUGUGGGGGGUUAGCGGGUGCGGCAGGGGACUUCGUCAAGAUGCCUUUCGACACCAAAUCACACCUCAUCAACUACCACACUGAGGGCCAGGGGGAGAACACGGCGGUGCCGCUCCUGAACAUGCCAACACAAGUGGAUAUGGGCAUGGUUAACAAUAACUUAGCACUGGCACCCAUGCCAAGUUUUGUAACCUCCAUGGAUGGGAUGAACGGGGGCACCUAUCGAGAUCGCUAUCCAAGCGGCCACGGAGAAGGAACAUGGGGGAUGACGAGCCAGACGAUCGGCAGUGGCUUGUACUCUGAGUUCGGGGCCAGAGAAUCCAGAGUAACCGGAGGAAUGAAUGACGGCAUGGCUCUGCCAGACCACAUCCUGGGACAGUACUACUCUCAGAAGGUGACCAGUGAGAACGAGAACCUUGGAGUGAAGGACGGUUUUCUGGUCUACGACUACGAGGGCCAGGGCUCUCCUGCUGGCUCAGUGGGCUGCUGCAGCCUCCUGGAGUCUGACAACGACCUGCAUUUCCUUGAUGACCUUGGGACCAAGUUCAAGACUCUGGCUGAAGUGUGCGGGGGCAAGAAGAUUCCAAUGGAAGUCAAACAGGUGUUCACUCCUCCGCCCAGUGCUUCCAUCAAUACUAUGACCUCGGUAUCAAGUUUGAUGACUGCCCAACAGCUGCCUCCUCUCCCCAAGCUGCAGCCCACCGUCCCCCAAACCGUGGUCAGGGAGACAUCUGAGAGUUCUCAGGUGAUGAAGGAAAGCACGGCCACCAUGAGGGAAGGCAUGACCACUGUGAGGAAUGGGGUGACUAUGGUGAAUGAAGGGAUGGCGAAUCAAGGCCAGAUGCUCCUGCUACAGCCGCAGCAGCAGCAGCCCAUCUACUACACCACCGGCCCUAUGCUGCAGCCGACGCACUUCGUAGUCCAGCCACAGGUUCAGAACACCGUCCUGCUGGCGGAGGCACCAGCCACCAACCUACAGGGCAUGGUACUAGUUAACGGCAGCCAGACUGGACCCGCCCAAGGCGUGGUUGUUCAGGGGCAGACGCUGAUGUCCGGCGGACAAGCCCAGGGUCCCAACAUGGUGCUGGUUGAGAGUAGCGGAAUCCACGGGGGCGGUGCCAACCUGAUCCACACUGGGAACUUCUCUGGCUCCCAGACCAUGAUGAUGGUGGAGGGCAAUGUCCCUGCAGGGUCAAUGAGCUAUGUGCAAGGGGGCACUCUGCAGCCAGGAGGGCUUUCGGGAUCCCAGAGAGUCCUGGUUGUCGGAGGGUCAACAAGCAGCGGAGGGCAUCUGGUCCAGGAGGCAGGAGGUCUGUCCAAGAAAGGUGGCAGCUCUGGCUCUCAAAGAGUCCUCUACAGCAAGGGGAACACAACCGCCGGCUCUAAGAGCACCGUGGUGAGCUCCUCGAGCACCACAGUGAGUUCAACCCCAACCUACCAAAAGGUGGUGGUGCAGGAGACCAGAGAAAAACACUGAAUGAGAGACUGUCAGGACAAGAGUGGACCUUUUAAAUGAUGCCGAUGAGACUAUUUCUUUGGCCUGCUCCUGGUGGUGAUGGGAUGCUUGUGGGACACAACAGAUGCAAGAAAGCUAAUGGAGAGAGGGCAGGUUCCCCAUACAUACUCCCUUAAAUUUGGUGACACAAUUCUCAAAAAAUGUUUGUCGAUUGCAAACGAGCAGACACACUGCAGCACAGCUACCUCCAAACACCCCCACACACAUUAAAGUACUUUUUUGACAGCUGACACCCUUUGGUGGCCAGAUUUGGCCCUUGGCGGCUGAGAUCUGUCAUUAAGGUCGAGUGUUUGGGUUUAAAGGUUUUUUUGUUUUUGUGUUGAUGCCAAUUGUCAGGCCAAUAGUGGCCUGUAGCAAAGUCACGUAUCUUCUGAUCAGAUCCACGUACCACGGCCAAACUCAAGAACUGUUUUGUCGAAAACUAUUGUGCGAGUUCAGAGUUCCUUUCAUUGGUGACGGUAGGACCUGCCCCCUUUACAUAAGCAAUGCCCCCUUCCAUGAAGCACAAACCAUUUCUGUAAAACGCUUGUUUUGGAGGUGUGUGGAUGCAUGCGUGUACAUGGUCGCAGCUGUUGCGGAUUCACUUUUUUUUCACUUUAGCCUUCUGUAAUAAGUACAUCCUGAGGUUUUGUUUUAUGUUGUCUUUUGCUCAAUUAUCUCUUGUAUAUCAUGUUAUGUUGUUUUGCACCGCAAAAAAAAAAGAGUUAAUAUUAGAAACUACUGGUAAAAAUUAUACUUCAUUUUGUCAAUUUUUAUGUUUCUGGAGUAGAAUAUAGUUUCAAAGAGUAUCUGAUAAAGAGUGACAGCCUUACAUAAUGUAGCACACAUAUUAAGAAUUA